Solanum dulcamara is the source of this 1203-nucleotide messenger RNA. Its product is annotated as GRF1-interacting factor 1-like. Gene Ontology annotation, molecular function: transcription coactivator activity. The coding region runs from base 335 to 997 and encodes 220 amino acids. The record is from RefSeq and is a predicted model, not a curated record. Gene Ontology annotation, biological process: positive regulation of transcription by RNA polymerase II; leaf development; cell population proliferation. The transcript has 4 exons. Gene Ontology annotation, cellular component: nucleus. NCBI's taxonomy places the organism in Eukaryota, Viridiplantae, Streptophyta, Magnoliopsida, Solanales, Solanaceae.
CAAAGCAGGUAAAAUCCUUUUAGACGGUUUUGCUUUGCCCAGAAUUUAGAUUCUUUUCUCUCUCACUACAGUGAGUACAAAGCCAGCUUUUUUUUCCUCCUACCUACCUAGCUAGCUGCUACUACUACUGUCUCUUGUCCCCAUCAAUUUUUUUACCACUAGUAUUGUGUGUCACUAUUCAAACUCUUUAAGUGUAAUUGUGGAUCAAGAAAUCUAAAAAGGGGUCAUUUUUAUGUAACUACAUUUCUUGAUUUAUCCAAGGAACAAGACAAUUUUGAGUUGUGUGUGUUGAGGGGGUAUAUAAAGAGUUGAGGGGGAUCUAACAAUUAACAAUAUGCAACAGCAGCACCUGAUGCAGAUGCAGCCCAUUAUGGCAGCCUAUUAUCCCACUACUGAUCAUAUUCAACAGUUCCUAGAUGAGAACAAAUCACUAAUUCUGAAGAUUGUUGAAAGCCAAAACUCUGGGAAAAUAAGUGAAUGUGCAGAGUCACAAGCUAAACUUCAGAGAAAUCUUAUGUACCUUGCAGCUAUUGCUGAUUCACAGCCCCAGCCUCCUAGUAUGCAUUCACAGUUAGUUUCUGGUGGGAUGAUGCAGGGAGGGGCACAUUACCUGCAACAACAACAAGAAGCCCAUCAACUAACAACACAAUCGCUUAUGGAUGCAGCAAGAUCCUCCUCAAUGCUCUAUGGACAACAACAACAACAACAACAACAAGCAGCCUAUCAUAGCCAGCAACUAGGAAUGAGCAGCUCUGGUGGUGGAACCAGUGGUGGACUUCACAUGCUACAAAGUGAAAACACUCAUAGUGCUAGCAUGUCACUUGGUGGUGGCGAUGGUGGUGGUGGCUUCCCCGACUUUGGCAGAGGAUUAGGCAGUGGAAACAAGCUUGAAAUGGGAAGUUCUAUGUCUGAUCAAGGACGUGGCGGGAGCUCGACUGGUCAUGGUUGUGAUGGAGGUGAGAAUCUUUACUUGAAAUCUUCUGAAGAUGGGAAUUAAGUUUAUGUAUGUUAAGGUAAGAAUUAGAAGUUUUUUUCUUCUUAUUAUCAGUGAAGGAUUUUGAAGUUAAAAGAAGAGCAAUUAAGGAUUUUGUUAUCUAAUGUGUUGUGAAAAAAACACAAGUCUCUUCUGCUUUUGAACUUUUGGGCUAGUAUCAUCUCAAAUGUUUAAAACUUUACCCUUCUAAAUAUUAUGUAAAUUUGUUA